Molecule: messenger RNA, 2389 nt
Organism: Pogona vitticeps (central bearded dragon)
Lineage: Eukaryota; Metazoa; Chordata; Lepidosauria; Squamata; Agamidae
Source: RefSeq, a predicted model, not a curated record
AUCUUUGAAGGGGGGGAGGGACCAGGAGGGAGGGAGGGAGCCUGUGGGAGGCAGGCCCUUUUAAAGGCAGCCACCUCCCCUCUGGGCCUGGGGCUCCGAUCCUCAGCUUACUUGCCCGGAGGGUUUCAAGCGGGUGCUUUGACCUGCAGAAUCAGCCAGACUGGCUCAGAGCUUUUUGGGAUUUGUGAGCAGAACUUGGAGGGUGGCCAGGCAAGGCUGGCGAGAGCCUUCCUGGAGUGGCCAGACCCCGAGCUGAUGGCCCGCCAUGUCGGCCACUAACAACAUCGCUCAGGCCCGGAAGCUGGUGGAGCAGCUCAGGAUCGAGGCCGGGAUCGAGAGGAUAAAGGUCUCGAAGGCCUCCUCGGAGCUCAUGAAUUACUGCGAGCAGCAGGCCAGGAACGACCCUCUGCUGGUGGGGGUCCCGGCCUCCGAGAACCCCUUCAAGGACAAAAAACCAUGCACCAUCCUAUAGCCCGGCUCUCCGCCACCGCGACUACGUCUCUCUGUUUCUCUCUCUCUCUCUCUCUGUUGUGUCUCUCAGGUGGGGGGGCCUGGCCUGUGUCCAGUCCCCCCGUUGAGCCACGCCAACCUUAAAGCCAGGGAGACAGAGGGCUGGCGAGGAGGGCCAGGGGCCGUGGGUCUCGGCCGGACUCCGGCUUGCAACCACUCCCUCAGCCCGCUCAACGCAGGACCCAUGACGCCACAGCUGGGUUGAAUGGAGGCCGGAGGCAAGAGGUGGGGGGGUGUUUUAUCUUGCUUACUGUCCCCAUGGUAGUCCCGUAGAAGGUGACUGUGGGGUUGGAAGCAAUAGCCUCCUUGGUUUUUUUUGGGGGGGGACUUCUACAGGCCCUUCCCGGAGAAGAGGAGAGGGGCGAGGGUACGGCUCCUGAGGGGGGCAGAGAGACUCAAAUACCGUGUCUCCAUGGGGAACGUUGCUCACGACAGACCCCCGCUCUGCCACCACUGUGCUUUUUUUCCGGCUGCUGGCCAGGGUCCCCCGGGGGGGGAGGAAACAAAAAAGCAGGAAGUUGGCUGCACAAGUCUCGAGGUGUAAAGUCAAGCCAAUGAGCAGACCGGCUGGUCCUCGUGGGCAAUGUGGCCGUGAGCACCCCUCUUAACAGCCCCCAAAUGGCAGGCAGGGGCCUCAUCCUUCCAGCCCCAGAGGUCUCGGGCCAGCGGAUAGCUUGCGAUCUCGCUAGGAGCCAUAGCUCUCUGACAUUGGUGGCCCGACGCAAGCCACGCCCUGGGAUGCCCGGGCUGGGCUGGGCUGGGCACCGGAUGCAGAACCUGCCCCUCUGGGCCGCAGGCGCGGCUUGCUUCUGCCAAUGGUGCUCCAAAAGCCACAUGCAGCAAAGUGCAUUCCCUCCGCUACCCGCCUGACCACUUUGCUAGCAGGAGGCAAGUCCUCUGAGACCUCCCCAUGCACACAUACGUUGUAUUUCUGGCAAACCUGCCAGCCCCCCGUCUCCUCACGUCCCCGAAAGAAGUCCGGGGAUCCUGCAGAGAGUCUCCCGGGGCCAUCCCGGUCUCCUUCCAUUCCCCUCCCAGAAAUGGGUGGCUGUCGCUUGUCGGCAAGGUUUUGGGGGUCUCCCUCCGCAAAGCCGCCGUUCCCCAAAAAGCAAAGGAAGGGAAGGACCCACGGGCCAGCCAAGAUGUGGCCCCUCUGCUUGCUUCUGACAGCAACCCCCCACCCCUGGGGUCUCCCUCGGUCUUUGGCUUCCAGGGACCCAAGAUGGCUCUCCGCUCGGUCCUGAAGUUUUUCUUCCUCCUGGAGCUGAUCAACGGCCGCCUCCAGGAGAAAAGGGCCAGGGACCACCCCUAUCAUCGCCGCCGCCGCCACUGGCUCCGGGAAUCCCCUUUCUUGGACCUGGUCAAUCUGGCUCCCUUCCCCCACACACAUACACACCCCACAGGGGCCAAAAUCUCUGUGCCUCUCUGUUUGCCAAAACCUGUCUCAUCUUUUUAUGUUGUUGUUGUUUUAACAAACUCCAGUCACUGCUGGGUGUCUUGUGCUUUUUGCCUUCCUCUCCUCGUCCUCCCCUCUCUUUUUCUCUCCCUCUCACAUCGACUCCUCUUCUUUGCCAAAUUCUGAUCCUCUUGCCAAAAGCCGGUCGAGGCUUGUAAAGACUGUAUUUUAGGAAAGCAAACAUUAGUGUCUGUAAUGUAAAAGCUUGAACCAUCAUCUCUCUCUCUCUCCUUUUUAAUUUCUUUCUUAUUCCUUUUCUGUAUUUCUCGCAUUCCUUUUCUCUCUCUCUCUCUCUCUUUCUUCCAGUGUGCCAUAUAGACUGAUUUUCUUGCACAGUGUUUAAUAUUUGGUGGAACCGCUGUUCAAAAAUAAUGAUAACAAUAUGUGAAUUCAUAACAUGAUGAAUAAAAAAAGGUCACUUUU